AUGACUCAAACUCCCGAACCUCGGAUAAUCACCCAUCGAGCUCUUUCACCAAAUCCGAACAGCAAUGACCCCAUCGGGAACGAGAAAUUCCCUUCGUUCGACGACCACCGCAGUAGUGUUCAGCAUAAUGCCCCAGCAGUCAGCGAAAGCCCCUCGGACAUCAGUCCCGGUGCAGGGCCGUUCACGAAUCAAGAUUUCAAAUGGCCAGCAAGGAAAAUGAGCCAAAGACUACGGGAAGCACGUCCUCCAGGCGUCUAUGGACAUCGCUCAAGGAGGAGUGUUAGCGACGCUAUCAACAAGUUCCGCACACGCCAGGGAAGUGUCAGCGAGAAUGCCCAUGAGCUCGCAGAAGCAUUGAAAGCACCAAUCUCUUACAAAUUGAUUGCUCUCUGUAUCGCUUGGUACAUGACUUCCGCCCUCACCAACACAUCUUCCAAGUCGAUCUUGAAUGCCUACCCCAAACCUGCUACACUGACCAUAUUACAAUUCCUUUCCGUCUUCUCGUGGUGCUUCAUCCUGACAGGCUUGUCGUCAGUAUUUCCCUCGCUAAAACGAGCAAUUCCGGCAUUGAAAAAUGGAUUGAGACGACCGUCUUGGGAUGUCAUUUAUACGGCGCUUCCACUGUCAAUCUUCCAGUUAUUAGGCCAUCUGCUAAGCUCAUACGCUACAUCGAAAAUUCCAGUCUCAUUGGUACAUACUAUCAAAGGACUAUCACCUCUGUUCACAGUCCUCGCAUACCGGAUAGUGUUCCGCAUUCGAUACAAGAGGGCCACGUAUUUGUCACUUGUACCACUGACGGUGGGAGUGAUGUUGGCUUGCUCGACCGACUUUUCCACCAACUUUUGGGGAAUCAGUGCCUCUCUGGUAGCGGCACUGGUUUUUGUGACACAAAACAUAUUCUCAAAGAAAUUGUUCAAUGAAUCGUCACGGGCGGAAGCAGAUGGACAAACACAGCUGUCUCGAAAACUCGACAAACUCAAUCUAUUAUGCUAUUGCUCGGUGGGGGCGUUCAUGUUUUCGGCACCAGUUUGGAUAUACACCGAGGGUUGGGAGAUUGUUCAAGACCUUUGGAAAGAUGGAUCAUUGUCCCUUUCGAAGAAGGGCAAACUGGACCAUGGAGAGCUCAUGUUGGAAUAUGUGUUCAAUGGGGUCUUCCACUUUUUCCAAAACAUUCUGGCCUUUGUCCUGCUCUCGAUGUUGUCACCAGUAUCAUAUUCGGUGGCAUCGUUGAUCAAGAGAGUAUGGGUAAUAGUGGUGGCAGUGAUUUGGUUCCGAAGUUCCACCACUUCCAUACAAGGGGUGGGUAUUGUGCUCACGUGUUUCGGGCUCUAUCUGUACGACCGAACUAGUAUGGAGGACGCGGCAGAGAGAAGGACCAAAGCAGACCAUUUCCGUCACAAAGCAGCAUUGCUACCAGUUACUGAAGUUCAAACACCGGGACUGGAGAUCAAUUAUCCCGGAUUUGAGGAGAAGAUGGACUCGCAAUGGAAACGAGAUGACGAGAAGGAUCGCAGUCACGAACCGAACUUCUCAUCCGGUUGGUUAGCUCCCGGAACCAAACAAGAGACGACGUGGGAUGUUGCAGGGAGGGGAGAAAGAGCAGAGAAAGUAGAAAAUUAA
Exophiala aquamarina CBS 119918 is the source of this 1620-nucleotide messenger RNA. RefSeq lists its product as uncharacterized. The record is from RefSeq and is a predicted model, not a curated record. Lineage: Eukaryota; Fungi; Ascomycota; Eurotiomycetes; Chaetothyriales; Herpotrichiellaceae. The transcript is spliced from 2 exons. Gene Ontology annotation, biological process: phosphoenolpyruvate transmembrane import into Golgi lumen. Bases 1 to 1620 code for a protein of 539 amino acids. Gene Ontology annotation, molecular function: phosphoenolpyruvate transmembrane transporter activity; antiporter activity. Gene Ontology annotation, cellular component: endoplasmic reticulum; Golgi apparatus.